Staurois parvus is the source of this 346-nucleotide messenger RNA. NCBI's taxonomy places the organism in Eukaryota, Metazoa, Chordata, Amphibia, Anura, Ranidae. The record is from the annotation of a GenBank genome assembly.
CUGAUAGACGGCACUGACUGGCAUCACUGCUGGGCACUGACUGGCGGCACUGACUGGCACAACCCCUGGGCACUGACUGGUGGCAGACUGGCAGCACUGCUGGGCGGCACUGGUGGGUGGCACUGGUGUGUGACACUGCAGAGUGGCACAGGUGGGUGCACUGCUGGGCACAGGUGGGCGGAAAACUUGCGGGUGGCAUUGCUGGGCACCGAUCAUCAGGGCACUGAUCAUCAGUGACCCUGAUGAUCGGUGCCGAUCCCCGCUCUGACAACUGCCGGUUCUCGGCAGUACUUUCCUCACGAUCUGACAGCGUGAGGAAAGUGCAGCCGAGAACUGGCACUUGCAU